CAUUGGCUCUUGCCCGGGAAUAGCGGGGCAGGGCCCGGACAGGUACCCCACUGUCGGGCCUCGGUGCUGCAGGCUGGGGAGACUGCACGCGGCGGGGCCGCUGGGACCCGUCCAUACCCCGGUUAUCCCGAUGGGCGAAGCCCGUAGCGACUGUGUCAGCAUCACUUCCCACCGGUUUGAGGCCGGCAGCCCGCGGGGAGCUUGGUGUGAUUCAGGAUGCUACUCCUGAUCUCGGGGACCACACGUUUUGAGGAGGAGCGCUGGGUAUUUCUGAAGACGUGGCUAUGGACCUGCAGCCCUUUUGUUUUCGUGCUGGGGGAUGAGAGACUUCCUUCCCCUGAAGUGCGAUGCCUGCGAGCAGAUCUUCUGCACCGACCACAUCGCUUAUGCCCAGCAUGACUGCACCUCUGCCUACAAGAAGAGUGUAUGUCUGUGCCUCUGCACCUGCUGUGCAAGCUGGUUGGAGGGUCAUGAGCAGGAUCUCAAACUGCAGUUGAAACUGUGGAAGCCAUGCUCCCUUUUGUUGUCUCUGCAGGAUGUGCAGGUCCCAGUGUGUCCCCUCUGCAACACCCCAGUCCCUGUGAGGCGGGGGGAAAUGCCUGAUGUUGUGGUGGGUGAGCACAUUGACCGUGACUGCAAGUCUGACCCUGCACAACGUAAGCGCAAGAUCUUCACCAACAAGUGUUUGAAGCCUGGCUGCAAGCAGAAGGAGAUGAUGAAGGUGAUCUGUGACCAGUGCCACAAGAACUACUGCCUCAAGCACCGGCACCCCCUGGACCAUGACUGCAGUGGGGCAGGGCAUCCCCUUUCCAAAGCAGGGCAUGCUGCAGUUACCAGAGCCCAGGCAUCUUCCUCCAAAAUAGUGACUGCAUCAAGCAGCGGAGCUGCGCGGCCAGCAGACAGCUCCUCUUCCCUGGCCUGUGCCAGGGGAGGCAGAGCAGCUGCGUCGCAGAGUCGCAGCACCUCCCCUCCAGCUGUCAUGCUGCAGAAUGGGCUGAGCGAGGAAGAGGCACUGCAGCGAGCUCUGGAGAUGUCCCUGGCAGAGUCGGCACGCAGCUCAGCACAGCAGCCCAGCAGCACACAGGAGGAGGAGGAUCUGGCACUGGCCCAGGCACUGUCAGCGAGUGAAGCCGAGUACCAGCAGUCGCAGCGGCAGGCGCACAGUUCAAAGCCAUCAAACUGCAGCAUGUCGUAGGCAGGUGAGGCGGGGUGUGCCAGCGGGCACAGGAACCUGCUUGUGACCCAAGGAGCGGCUCUGGCCUCCCACAUGGAUGCCGUGGGGUUCUGGCCUGGACACUGGUACCAAGAGACUCUUGCCAAGGACAGCUCAUCUCCCUGGGAGCUGUAAGCAACCAAAUAUACACUCACACUUCAGCCCUAGUACCUAUAUAAAAUUAGUGCAGCAAAUUGCUGAUGCUCCUGGGGAGGUGAAGACUGUACAGGACGGGGCUGGUACACACCAAAGUAAGCAGCAGCCCAGGUCUGCACUUCCCUGCAGUUGCCACAGCCAUGUCCCAACACUGCCAGGACUGUGGGGCAAGGGCAGAGCUGUGUGGGGACAUCUCACAUGCUCAGACAUACAGCUGGGAUGUAGCUGCCUUCUGUCGUUGGGGGCUGGAUUCCAUGCUCUGGGAAGGGCUGUGCCGGCCCCUCAGCAAAGAGCAAAUGUGGCUGGAAUGGUCUCUUGCCUGGGCGUGGCAUGGAUGAAUGUACAGCCUCCCAGCCGUGUGAAAGCAGCCGCCUCCCUGCUGUUUGCAUGUACAAGAGCACGUUGGACCUUACCCUGCUCGGCUGGGGCACAAGACCUCUCUGAGACUGAAUAGAGCUGCAUUUCCUUUCUGGUUUAAUAUAAUAAGUAACCUUGGCAGUGACUUGAAUGGCAGCGUCGCUCAUAUGGGGUGGUUGCAGUUGUCUUCCUGCUGCCCUAAACUUAAAACAGGGCCCUGUUUAAAUGCUGCUGGGGUAGGAAUGCCUCCCUUCUUCCAGUUGUGUUGCUGGGGAUCCCCUCCUGGAUAGCAAUAGCACAGAACCCCUCCUUACAGACAAAGCCCUGAGCCUAUAGCCUGUUUGGGCAGAGGGGAUUUAUCCUGCUGGCCUCUUGCAGGGGGUCUGCAGCCAUGCAGAGCUGUGCUGCUUUCCCACCUGCUGCUGUAACCGUUCCUGCCUGCAGGGCUGUGCCUGGUUCUGCAGGACUGGGCUGUCCUGCUUUGAGCAGCUGAGGGAGGGGGGUUCAGGCUGGGUCCAGAGAUUGUGGAGACUUGUCAAAGUGCUGCUUGGGAGAAAAUAAAAGCAUAGCACAAGGUACAGAGGUACCUGAGGCAGCA
Vidua chalybeata is the source of this 2324-nucleotide messenger RNA. RefSeq names its product zinc finger AN1-type containing 2B (gene ZFAND2B). Lineage: Eukaryota; Metazoa; Chordata; Aves; Passeriformes; Viduidae. The record is from RefSeq and is a predicted model, not a curated record. Gene Ontology annotation, cellular component: cytoplasm; endoplasmic reticulum. The transcript is spliced from 10 exons. The coding region runs from base 320 to 1195 and encodes 291 amino acids. Gene Ontology annotation, biological process: protein targeting to ER; proteasome-mediated ubiquitin-dependent protein catabolic process. Gene Ontology annotation, molecular function: zinc ion binding.